AUGCCGAAAGUUGUAUCAAAGAGUGUUGUGUGUACGGAUACAAAAGACCAAGAAGAGUAUCAAGGAGAAAAACCUCUAUAUGUGUACUAUUGUUUGUGUGGUCAGAUGUCAUUAAUUCUUGGUAAACUGCCCAUAGAGAAGUUACCUCUGCGAAAGCGUGACAAGGCAAGAGUAAUAGAUGGACAAAAACAUGCCCACAAGUUGACAUGCGAACCUGAUGAAAUUGUUUAUAUCAAGAGACCAGAGGGGUUGGAGAAACAAUACCGGCAAAAGUGUAAAAGGUGUGGUCUGUUGCUGUAUUACCACCACCAGGGCAACAGCUCAGUCAUGUUCGUAGUUGAUGGAGCUCUGAAACGAGAGAAUGAAGGAAUCAAGACUGAUAUUUACAGCCAGCUCAGCGAACCAAAGAAAGUUACCCUGACGAAACACACAAAGAACAUGGGCAAGUUCAGUUCUGUGACAGUGUCAACCGUCGAUGAGGAAGAAGAAGAACUUGAAGCUAAAGAGGUUGCUGAUUCCUAUGCAGCAAAUGCUCAAGUUAUCGAGAAACAGCUUCUGAGGAAGGGGAUGAGCAAGCGGAAAUUGAUGGAACAGGCAGAGGAAGAAGCCAAGAAAAUGAGGCCAAAGGGAACUCUGAUAGACAAGUAA
This is a messenger RNA of Candidula unifasciata, 648 nucleotides long. Lineage: Eukaryota; Metazoa; Mollusca; Gastropoda; Stylommatophora; Geomitridae. The record is from the annotation of a GenBank genome assembly.